CACUCGUUGUAUGUCGUCACUGAUCCCGCAGGUAGCAGCACGAAGGUGUGCGUUGUGGGAAGCGGUCCGGGAGGUUUCUACACGGCGCAGCACCUCAUCAAGGCACGUCCGGACGUUGAGGUGGACAUUUAUGAGCGGCUGCCUGUCCCCUUCGGUCUGGUCAGGUUCGGGGUGGCCCCUGAUCACCCAGAAGUCAAGAACGUCACCAACACGUUCACGCAAACAGCCAGACAGUCGCGUUGCAGUUUCUACGGCAACGUGGACGUGGGGACCGACGUGAGCAUGGAGGAGCUGCGGCGAGCCUACCAUGCCGUCGUGCUGAGCUACGGGGCGGAGGGGAACCGGAGCAUCGGGGUGCCUGGAGAAGACUGCCGGGUGCACGCUGCCAGGGCCUUUGUGGGUUGGUACAACGGGCUGCCCAGCUGUCGAAAGGUAUGCAGAUUGGAACCCCCCCCCCCUCAACUCUCUGUUAAAACAAGUGUUAUUUAUACCUUCACAUUUAUUGUUUUAGAUGUUAGCAGAAUCUAGUUGUCUAGAAAGGACAUGUUAUUGAACAGGCUCAAGUGGAAAAUGUCUUGUGUCUUUUCCCAGGGCACUGACAUCACCCAGCCGGCCCUGGAAGCACUGGCCCAGAGCCACGUCCGCAGGGUGCUGAUAGUUGGCAGGAGAGGACCUGUGCAGGUUGCUUGCACAAUCAAGGAGGUCAGAGAAAUGGUGAACCUGCCAAACACCAGACCCGAGAUGGUGGCGGCAGAUUUUGAGGGUGUCGCAGAGGCUCUGAAAGAUCUGCCGAGGCCCAGGAAGCGCCUCACGGAGCUGAUGUUGAAGACUGCCCUGGAGACCCCCGGAGAGAACGAGCAGCAGAGGCGGAACGGGGCCUCCCGCACCUGGGGCUUUCGAUUCUUCCGGAGCCCCGUCAAAAUCCUGGCCGACUCCGACCGCGGCGGCGUGGCUGGCAUCCGCCUGGCGGUCAACCAGCUGGAGGGCUCAGGCGACGGAGCCCAGGCGGUGCUCUCCGGAGAAGUUGAGGAUGUGACAUGUGGCCUGGUCAUCAGCAGCAUAGGCUACAAGAGCCUCCCCAUAGACCCGGUGCUGCCGUUUGACCCCCGCAGAGCCAUCGUGCCAAAUGACAUGGGCCGUGUUCAACAGGCUGCAGGUCUCUACUGCAGUGGCUGGCUGAAGACGGGCCCCACGGGCGUGAUAGCUACCACUAUGAACAAUAGCUUCGACACCGCUCGGUCCCUGGUGGAGGACCUGGAAUCGGGAGCGUUGAACACAUCUGCUGCAAAGCCUGGUUCCCAAAGCGUCCGCGCUCUGCUCGAGAAGAGAGGAGUGAAACCAGUGACUUUCGUGGACUGGGAGAAGAUUGACAGUGUGGAGGUGAGCAGAGGGGAAGCUGUCGGGAAACCCAGAGAAAAACUUCUGACUGUGGAAGAAAUGCUGCAGGUGGCUCGAAGUUAACUGAAGAAAAGAAACACUGAGUAGCUGUAUGAAACAAGUUGCCAUACUGAUGAGGAUCACUGAGCAGCAACAAAGGAGACGGCGUCAUGGGUCACUCAACAGGGACGUAAAUAAUAUUGUACACAUGAGUUGUGGCACUCACUGAAACACCGGACUCUCUACUGGACACCAACAAUAAUGAACUAUUGUAUAUUGCAUUAUACUGCAUGUAUGCUAAAUAGUAAAAACUGGCUGAAUUUUGUUCUUUGAA
Gasterosteus aculeatus aculeatus (three-spined stickleback) is the source of this 1711-nucleotide messenger RNA. The record is from RefSeq and is a predicted model, not a curated record. NCBI's taxonomy places the organism in Eukaryota, Metazoa, Chordata, Actinopteri, Perciformes, Gasterosteidae.